This is a messenger RNA of Myzus persicae (green peach aphid), 753 nucleotides long. Its product is annotated as flocculation protein FLO11-like. The record is from RefSeq and is a predicted model, not a curated record. Bases 1 to 753 code for a protein of 250 amino acids. Lineage: Eukaryota; Metazoa; Arthropoda; Insecta; Hemiptera; Aphididae. The transcript has 2 exons.
AUGUCGGUUUAUCCGUUCACCGUGAAAACCAGUCAGUCGAUCCCAAACCCGAGUUUAAAGACAGGAGAUUCGGGUGAUUACGGAGAGGGCGAUAAGUACUACCACUGGCCGGGCACGCUGGGAUCGCCGCCGCCGCCGCCGCCGUCGUCGUUUGGUUUGUCAUCGUCACCGUCACCUUUCGGUUUGCCACCGUCUGCGUCCCCCUCGUUCGGCGGUGACGGUGGUCCUGCGACCGCUUCGUCGACGACACCGUUUGUCAACUUCAUCAAGCGUCCGACGCCGACGGCGCCACUGCCUUGCCGGCCUCAGCAGCCGCCCAGCCGCGCGCCUCUGUCGUCGGACAUCGUGAGCUAUCAGACGGGCCACUCGAACAGUUUGCCGUUGUUUAUCAAAUCGUCAGCCGACCGUGAGCUCGAUGAGUUCCGGUCUCUGCAUGCGGACAUCGACGAAGAUGACGACCACGACGACAUCGAAAACUACGAAUCGGACGACAGUGACACGGACAACGCGCGCGUGGCCGACGUCGUCCGUCUGUCGCCGUCCCCCAAAUCGGCAUCUUCACCUUCGCCAUCCACGCAGACGUCUACGCCGCGGCCGCCUUCGCCAACGGCCUCGGCCACUGCUAAGCCACAUUCGGCUUCUACGCCGCCACCAUCGUUCCGCCGGCCACCGUCGCCGCUCGACGCCCUCGACCUGUCGCCGUCACCGACCAUGACACCCAUCCAGCCGACCAUCAUCGACAUCGACGUCUGA